AUGUCUCAAUCAAGAACCAGUCCUCUGGCGCCAUGGAUGAUUGCUUUAAUUGUGGUAGCGGUAUUGCUGGUCUUAGCCACUGCCGUUGGUUUGCUUGUGUACUUUUUGAUAUAUGAUCAGAAGCUAUUCUUUUACAAUGCUUCCUUUAAAAUCAAAAAUAAGCAAUAUCAGCCUAGCUAUGACAAACAGACUUCAGCAGAAUUUAGAGAACUGAGCAGAAGUAUUGAGAUUUUGAUUAAACAAGCAUUUCACGCUACUCCCUUAGAAAACAGGCUCAUUAAUGAACGUGUUGUCAGGCUAAGCCCGGGGAAUGAUGGUGUCCUGGCAGAUGUGCUGCUAAUAUUUAGGUUCAUUGCCACAGAUAAUAAAGAGACACUAUGGACAAAUAUUUAUCAAAGUUUGCUGAAAAAACUGAAGUCAUCAACAUGGCCCUUAAGUAUUGAUAUUUCUUCUUAUAAGCUUUCAGGCAAGUGUUACAGAUGUCAUUUGUAA
Messenger RNA from Thamnophis sirtalis, 492 nucleotides. Lineage: Eukaryota; Metazoa; Chordata; Lepidosauria; Squamata; Natricidae. The record is from RefSeq and is a predicted model, not a curated record.